Trichoderma virens Gv29-8 is the source of this 1650-nucleotide messenger RNA. RefSeq lists its product as uncharacterized. Gene Ontology annotation, biological process: microtubule cytoskeleton organization; mitotic cell cycle. Bases 79 to 1419 code for a protein of 446 amino acids. The transcript is spliced from 5 exons. NCBI's taxonomy places the organism in Eukaryota, Fungi, Ascomycota, Sordariomycetes, Hypocreales, Hypocreaceae. The record is from RefSeq and is a predicted model, not a curated record. Gene Ontology annotation, cellular component: microtubule; cytoplasm. Gene Ontology annotation, molecular function: GTPase activity; structural constituent of cytoskeleton; GTP binding.
CGGCUCACCAUAGCUCGCUCUCUUUUGCGUCUCUUUCUGCCUCAAUCCUAAUUUCCCCCAGCAUCAUCACUAGCCACCAUGCGUGAGAUUGUUCACAUCCAGACCGGCCAGUGCGGUAACCAAAUCGGUGCCGCCUUUUGGCAGACCAUCUCUGGCGAGCACGGCCUCGACAGCAAUGGUAUCUAUGGAGGCUCUUCCGAGCUCCAGCUGGAGCGCAUGAACGUCUAUUUCAACGAGGCCAACAACAACAAGUAUGUUCCUCGCGCUGUCCUCGUCGAUCUUGAGCCCGGUACCAUGGAUGCCGUCCGUGCCGGUCCUUUCGGUCAGCUCUUCCGACCCGACAACUUCAUCUUCGGCCAGUCCUCUGCCGGAAACAACUGGGCCAAGGGCCACUACACUGAGGGCGCUGAGCUCGUCGACAACGUCCUUGAUGUGAUCCGCCGUGAGGCCGAAGGCUGCGACUGCCUCCAGGGCUUUCAGAUCACACACUCCCUUGGUGGUGGUACCGGAUCCGGUAUGGGUACUCUUUUGAUCUCCAAGAUCCGCGAGGAAUUCCCCGACCGAAUGAUGGCCACCUUCUCCGUCGUGCCAUCCCCCAAGGUGUCCGACACCGUCGUUGAGCCCUACAACGCCACCCUCUCCGUCCACCAGCUGGUCGAGAACUCCGACGAGACCUUCUGCAUUGACAACGAGGCUCUCUACGACAUCUGCAUGCGCACCCUGAAGCUGUCCAACCCUGCUUACGGUGACCUGAACUACCUCGUCUCCGCCGUCAUGUCUGGCAUCACCACCUGUCUGCGAUUCCCCGGUCAGCUUAACUCUGAUCUGCGCAAGCUGGCUGUCAACAUGGUUCCUUUCCCUCGUCUCCACUUCUUCAUGGUCGGUUUCGCUCCCCUGACCAGCCCCGGUGCUCACUCGUUCCGUGCCGUCACCGUGCCGGAGCUCACCCAGCAGAUGUUCGACCCCAAGAACAUGAUGGCUGCUUCCGACUUCCGCAACGGUCGUUACCUGACCUGCUGCUCCAUCUUCCGUGGCAAGGUCGCCAUGAAGGAGGUUGAGGACCAGAUGCGAAACGUGCAGAACAAGAACUCCACCUACUUCGUUGAGUGGAUCCCCAACAACAUCCAGACUGCCCUUUGCGCCAUCCCUCCCCGUGGCCUGAAGAUGUCAUCCACCUUCAUCGGUAACUCCACCUCCAUCCAGGAGCUGUUCAAGCGUGUCGGUGAGCAGUUCAGCGCCAUGUUCCGUCGCAAGGCUUUCUUGCACUGGUACACUGGUGAGGGUAUGGACGAGAUGGAGUUCACUGAGGCCGAGUCCAACAUGAACGACUUGGUGUCUGAGUACCAGCAAUACCAGGAGGCUGGUAUUGACGAGGAGGAGGAGUACGAGGAGGAGGCCCCUGCUGAGCACGAGGAGUAAAUGCUCCCUUAGCACAAGCGGGCUUAUCUUUCUUUUUCACUUUAAAUUCUUGGGGGUGCAUUAUUCGUGUGUUACCCUUGAUUAACGCUGUAGGACUUGCCAUACGGGGGUCUGUUUAGAUGAUUGGACGACCAUUUUGAUAUCCACGCGCGAUAUGACUGUCGGUCAGAUGGCAAGUGUUUGCAAACCUAAUGAAAAUAAAACGAGUACGAUUACGGUACUGUAACGCAG